Molecule: messenger RNA, 1548 nt
Organism: Penicillium daleae
Lineage: Eukaryota; Fungi; Ascomycota; Eurotiomycetes; Eurotiales; Aspergillaceae
Exons: 2
Coding region: 1-1548 (515 amino acids)
Source: RefSeq, a predicted model, not a curated record
AUGCCUUCCCAUAAGACCCUAACUGCCCUCAAUGAAGCCUCCACUCUGAACCUGCCUGAGAAACCAAACACAUCUCUUCUCAGGCCAAAGGAAUCUCGUCCUAGUGACACUAGUAGCCUGAGCUCACCAAUCAUCGCUUCGCCAAGCGGAGAUGUGAUCCUCAAGUACACAAAGCCAUUUUCGGGAGAAAGCUACUACUGGAAAGUCGACAGUCAGAUGCUCAAGAAGAACAGUCCGUAUUUCCAAGUAGUCUUGGAUCCUACCAAGACUUUUAUUGAGGGACAAUUGCUUGCACAGCAGCUAGCUGAAACCUCGGGCUCGAACUCUCUCCCCAUCCUGACGCUCCCAGCAACACAACAUACCGAAUUGUAUGGGGUUGAGGCCUUGGAACUGUUCUUGCAGAUCCUCUGCUCUGAGUCGCUGGCAUCCGAUGACGAGGAGGAAGGUCUGGAAACUGUGUUUUCCUUCAACCUGAAAGCUCAGCCUCUGUCUCUAAUUGCUAGGUUAGUUGAGUUUGCCGACUACUACAAUUCCUCGCGGCAUGUUGCGCAUACCCUCAAUCGUUUGAAUUACACUGUCAGCAAGACCUCCGCUCGUCUGUGUUAUACUCCGGGCUCGCUGGGCAAAUCACGCCUUCACAGAUUCAGCGAAAAGAGCUUGAACAUGAGUGAAGAUCGAAUCCGGCAAGCAUGUUUUGUUGCGAAUUUCCUGGGUCAAGAGGACAUCGCCCAGAUUAUGACACACACACUAGUUGUAGCCGGUUCCAGGCGCUGGUUUCACUCACCAGAGAUGCCAGAGAGUCCAUAUCUCCGUUGGCAACACUUGGCGAAUGGAGUAGAAGAGGAGCUCUAUCACCGACGACAGUGUGUCCUGAAUACGAUCACCGACUUGCAAGCACAUUUCCUGCGUAAAUACGGCGCACUGGAGAACGAUGAGCCCGCACCUACCACUUCCGGGGCCCUGCCACAUCACACCGCACCACAGUAUCGUGUUUUCCAGUGCCGGGCUGGACUUGGCAAUGCCAGCCAAUGCGAUCUGUUCCACCUUGGUCAGAUGACCCGUUUCUUCGCGUUGCGGGCCAAGUCCAUCUUCAUAGGGUCUACUCUGAUAGAUCCUGAGUUUAGUCCGCCUGGCGCUGAGGAUAAGCAUGAUGGCAAAGAACAGCCUUCAGUGGGACCUGACAUUUCAGCACUCAUUGUCUCACUUAAGAAACACCCUGACUAUCAGAUUGAUCUCAAUCAUCAGGCGUGUGGUGUGAAGCGUCGCUUACUUCCGAUACUAGAUGGUAUUGAGAAGUUUGUGAUGGACGGGCGUGGUAUGCUCGGUGUGGUGCCAUCUUUCUGGGAUCGCUCGGAGACUCGUCAACGGUUACAGUGGAAGUGCGAAGCUGCAUUUGCUGGGGAAGUGCAUAUCGUACUCAAUAAGAUAACUUACGUCGCUGCCAACAGCAGGGAUGGUUCUCGAAGCUCCGGGGAACUCAAUCGGGAUGAUCUUGCACGGGCAUUGUUCACCACCAAGAAGCGGAAGUGGGAGCCAGACACGUUCUGA